Molecule: messenger RNA, 733 nt
Organism: Zonotrichia leucophrys gambelii
Lineage: Eukaryota; Metazoa; Chordata; Aves; Passeriformes; Passerellidae
Product: voltage-dependent calcium channel gamma-7 subunit
Exons: 6
Biological process (GO): regulation of AMPA receptor activity; neurotransmitter receptor internalization; neurotransmitter receptor transport, postsynaptic endosome to lysosome
Cellular component (GO): postsynaptic density membrane; AMPA glutamate receptor complex
Molecular function (GO): channel regulator activity; voltage-gated calcium channel activity
Source: RefSeq, a predicted model, not a curated record
CGUCCUCCCCCCGUGUCCGUCUGUCCUUCCUCCGCCCCCCCCGCCGUGUCCGUCUGUCCCCCCCGUGUCCGUCUGUCCGUCCCGAUGGCGCCCCCGGCCCGCGGGGCAGCGACGACGCCGUGAGCGGUUCCCAGGAUGAGCUCGUGCAGCUCGCGGGCGCUGACGCUGCUGAGCAGCGUGUUCGGGGCCUGCGGGCUGCUCCUGGUGGGCAUCGCGGUCUCCACCGAUUAUUGGCUCUACAUGGAGGAGGGCGUGGUGUCCCCGCAGAACCAGAGCACCGAGGUGCGCAUGGCGCUGCACGCCGGCCUCUGGCGCGUCUGCUUCUUCGCAGGGCGGGAGAAGGGGCGCUGCGUGGCCUCCGAAUAUUUCCUGGAGCCGGAGCUGAACUUGGUCACCGAAAACACCGAAAAUAUUCUCAAGACGGUGAGGACGGCCACGCCCUUCCCCAUGGUCAGCCUCUUCCUCGUCUUCACCGCCUUCGUCAUCAGCAACGUGGGGCACAUCCGGCCCCAGAGGACCCUGCUGGCCUUCGUCUCGGGCAUCUUCUUCAUCCUCUCGGGGCUGUCUCUGGUGGUGGGCUUGGUUCUCUACAUCUCCAGCAUCAACGACGAGGUGAUGAACCGGCCCGGCGGCUCCGAGCAAUAUUUCCAGUACCGCUACGGGUGGAGCUUCGCCUUCGCCGCCUCCUCCUUCCUCCUCAAAGAGGGCGCAGGUGUGAUGUCGGUGUACUCAG